CCUGGAUGGAGGAGGAGGACGAGGUUAAUGCCACCCCGAUGAGCUGACCGAGGUGCAGGUGCUGCAGGCAGUCCAUCCCCAGAAAAGGAGGACAAGGUUGCUGGUACCACUGCGUGAAGCUGCAUUGACUCGUGGUUCCCAUAGAGCACAUCUCUGCACAGAGCGAGCAGGAGCAGCUUGCAUCUUCUGCAGCUGAGGCUCUAACGUACUGGAGGACACUGCAUCUUCCUCAGGGACAAGGGUGAGCUGGAUCCUCUGGGGACCUUAGAAAGGAAUUGUGGUUGGUGGUCACCUGGGGAACUUACUUCACACCAAUGUUGCUCUGAAACGAGUUGAGUCCAACAUUCAUGUUUGGUAAGAUGCCUCAGGAACAGUACGCGCACAGGAGCACCAUGCAGACCUCGGAAGGACCCCAGGUAUACAAAGUGGGGAUUUAUGGCUGGAGGAAGAGAUGCCUCUAUUUCUUUGUGCUGCUCCUAAUGAUUUUAAUCCUGGUGAACCUUGCUAUGACCAUCUGGAUUCUGAAGGUUAUGAACUUCACAAUUGAUGGAAUGGGCAACCUGAGAAUCACGGAUAAGGGUUUGAAGCUGGAAGGAGAUUCAGAAUUCUUGAAACCUCUCUACGCCAAAGAAAUCCGGUCAAGACCAGGCAACCCACUGUACUUCCAGUCUGCCAGAAAUGUGACGGUGAACAUCCUCAAUGAGAAGACUAAAGUCCUUACUCGCCUUGUAACAGGUCCCCAAGCAGUGGAAGCACACAGCCAAAAAUUUGAGGUGAAAACCCUCUCUGGAAAAUUGCUGUUUUCUGCAGAUGACAAUGAAGUAGUAGUCGGAGCAGAGAGAUUGAGAGUUUUAGGAGCAGAAGGCACAGUGUUCCCUAAAUCUAUAGAAACUCCCAAUGUCAGGGCAGACCCCUUCAAGGAACUAAGACUGGAAUCACCUACACGUGCGUUGGUGAUGGAGGCUCCGAAAGGCAUUGAGAUCAACGCUGAGGCCGGCAGCUUGAAAGCCACAUGCAGGACAGAGCUCAGGCUGGAAUCCAAAGAUGGAGAGAUAACAUUGAAUUCUGCAAAAAUCAAACUACCUAACUUGCCUCAAGGAUCUUCCUCUUCUGCAGGGUCCAGGCAAAAAAUCUACGAGCUCUGUGUGUGUCCCAAUGGGAGGUUAUUUCUGUCUCAGGCAGGCGCUAGCUCGACCUGCCAGAUAAAUACAAGCGUCUGCCUUUGAGAGACAAUUUGCAGUGGGGCAUUGCAGGCAGCACAAAAGCUAAUUCUGGUCUCGCAGAUUGCAGCUGCCAACUAUUUUUACUAGAACACAGAAAGCCUAUCAAAGACUUUUUUUGUGUGCGCGCGCGUGUGUGUGAAUAUAUAUAUAUAAAAUAUAUAUAUAAAAUUAUAUAUAUCCUCUGUGUAAAAUGAUGUUUCAGUACAAGGAAUCCCAGGGUGACCCUGUUACAUUUCUGUAGCAUUUCUCUUUCCCCCACCAAAAUUUACUGGUACAAUCUACUGAAUUGGACUUGAUGCUCCCCUGGACCCUUCUGUAGUAAUAUAGUCUAAUGAUCACCCCUUGUUUUUGAUCAUCUUCUAAGAGCAAUGGGAUUGCUGGCUGGUCAAUACCCUGGAACCAAUGUAGACCCACCAACAUACAAAGGGAAGAGUAGCAUCUCUGAUUGUUUUUGCACCAUUAAAUCAGUGGCAUGAAAAAAACAAAAUGGCCGGAUGUGCUGUGCUGGUUGCCUAGAGUGAUCCAAGAUACCUGCGGUUAAAUUAUACACUUAAAUUUUCACCUGAAGCAUGACUCCCUGUUGGGAGAGAUGGAUCGUACUUGGCCAGUAGGAAAAUCCCGGUCUUCUUGCUGGAGUGAGCGUUUGCUGAAGGGGUUCGAUACUUGCCCGUGCUUGCAAUGGAUGCCUUGUGCUAUUCAGGUGUGACUCAUCGGCUCUAACCUUAACCUAAAGUCAUCUCUGUGCUAACAGAACUAGCAUCGUAUUUAGUCCUUGAAAGAAAAAAAAAAAAAAAAAAAAAAAAAAAAAAAAAGUGAAGGUUGGACUAAAAUAGAAAAGCCUUGAACCUCCUCAGUUAACAGGUGUCCUGGAUCACCCUAUGUGCUCUCUAUUACCACAUUCAAAUUUGAAAAGACCAAAUGUACCAUGCGAAGGUGAGAUUUAAGAUUUGGACAUUACCUACCAAUACCUACAGAAACAGAGAAAAUUACCUAUUCUCUCCAUAGAAACAUAGAAAUUCCUACAAAUUGGAUGUAUAAUAUGAAUGUUAUGCCAGAAUUUUUGUCAUCUUUCCAUUCAGGAUAUGCAGUCCAAGAUCACAUAAAUUUUGCAGAGAUUGCAAAUAUCAGAGACGUUGACAAUGUAACAGAUUAUUUUUUCCAAGAAUCUAUAAAGAUUAUGACAAAUUCAGAUUACUGGAAAGCAAAGGCUUUGGAUGGUGGUUCAUCUGGAAUUUGAGUCCAAAAAGCCCUGUGGUUGAAUCUCUUCAUGGGUUCGUUUUUCCUUACUGAAGUCCAGGAGUCACUUACGGGCAGGAUAAAACAUGCAUUUGAUCUGGUAACAUAAUUUCCCUUGUUGAAGUUUUGAAAAAUACUGAGAAGAGCACAGAUUUUUGAAUUCUGACCUAUAACUGCAUCCACGUGCAUGCAAAAAUCCUUGAAAAACAAAUGAACUAAUUAUCACAAAAGUGUUCAAGUCACAGUAAAUCUCACAAGGACUGCGAGGUUUCUAAGUCACUGAGAUGCUAUUGAAAAUAUUACCUUGUAUGCAAAUACAACAGAUCUGUGCCCGUCCCUAGUCAUAUCUAAGCAAAGCUGGUAUUCCUCAAGCAAUUUUCAAGACAAAAAUGUAGCUGACAAUAAUUUUUAGAAAUAACUUAGCCCUUUCUUUUUUUUUUUUUUUUUUUACAUAUUUCCAUGCAUUUUCGUAUGGUCUGGAGAGUACCAGGGUUUGAUUUUUUUUUUCUUUUUUUAAUGAUCUAUUCUGGCCUAAUCCAACACUGGCUGGACUCAAUGGGAAGAUUUCUAUGAAGUUUGGAUUAGAUGUUGCUGCCUAACAAAGCAACAUUCCCAUAAAAUUUAUUCCUGAAAGAGGAUUGAGUGAUCUACAUUUAUUUCAGUGAUGCUUUCAGAUCAAUGAAUGAAUUCAAACUAUUUGUUAAUGAAUGAUUCCUGUAAUUAUUAUGUCUUGAGUCAAUGUUCGAAUGCAAAGGGUCACCCAGGAUAACAAUUGUAUUGGGACACAGGACUAUACCAUCUCUGUUCAAAGAGGGGAAUUGUGCCUAUGCCUUAAGUCAAUGCACUCAGCAAGGAGAAGCACAUCAUAUUUAUCUUGUUACUAAAACUAGUUCAUCUGGGGGGAGGGACAGGAGGGUGUCUUGGGAUCUGGUUGUGCAACUUAGAUGUUAAUGAAAUGCAUUUAGACUGUAGGGGCACCAAGAAUGAUACCAAUUUAUUUUAUUUUAUUUUAUUUUUAACAUGUUAUAUACAACAAAAUACUGUGUACGUUACCUCUGGGACCACAACAGAAGUCCCAUUCAUAGUCCUACAUUUACUGUAGAAUUUUUUCCCUGUUUCACUUAAUACUGAUCAUAAACCUUAUAGCAAGCAUGGCCCAAUUCAUAAACAAAUCCUGCAUGCACAAGCACUUGAGUGGUUGUGAAGACAGCUGCUGCAGGAAGAGUAUCCUGUACAGAAAAUGAGUUGCAUUAACUUUCCCUUCCCUGGGGGUGUCAGUGCUAGUGAGAAACAUGGGGCUGAACACAAGGACUGACUCAGAAGGGAUGCUGCCUCCUGAUCUCCAUGCUCCUCUCCCAGGAGUCUGCUGGCUCAGUCCUCAUCCCCACACACCAUUUAGCUGCUGUGCUGAGCACUGCUUUCCCAGCAAUUUCAUUUUGAGUGGCUGGUCUUCUCAGCUGAGCUCUUGGACAAGGUUAUCACCUUCUCGUAUUAGGAAGGCUAUAAAACUGCCUGAGGGCAUUCAGCUAUUUAUUUUGGUACGAAUUUCUAUGGGGGAGCCGUUAGGGAACAGCCUUAGACAUCUGGGCCAUCACUACGAAAUAGCAUUUUCUGCAGAAAGCUUCUUGGACAUGCUUUUAAUUAUGCCUGUGUAAAGGAGUUCCAGUUACUUCAAUAUACUUUACAAUCAUAUUCCCAUCUCAAAGAGCAUGACAUGAUAUGCUGUGUUGCUAGAGAGAUUGAACCUAUAUAGAGACCUGAAAACCGUUUGAGCCCCACUUGAGUGUUAAGAGCACAGUUUGGAUGAUGAUGCCCAUUCUUGCCCUGGCCUCAUGACUCAUCCCCUGCUGUUCAGUGAGUGGCAAGCCAGAGCGAGCAGGACUGCAUGUCUCAGAUCCCAGGGGAAAAAAAAGGCAUUUUGUUUAAGAAGUGGCAUGCAAACACAUCCAGCUAUCUCACGUUUCACAGUUUGUUGUCUGGGGGCAAUUGUGGAGUGACCAGCUCACCUGUUCCAAGAGGCAGAUGCAUGAGACUCCCUUGCCCAGAGUCCACUCACAUUUGCUUUACCUUUAUGAGUUGGUUUUCCUUGAUUGCAUCCAUGUUAUAACCUCCCUGGCCAGAAUUUUGUACAUAUGCUCUACCUGCCAUUGAUAAAUGCCAAAAACAAACAAUGGUUUGUGUAUUUCUUUAUGAAUUGGGCCUGCAAUUUUGUUCAAUUGAGCAUUUGCUAUUAGGGGAGAUGCCAUUUAUCUCAAAUCAGAGUUUAGUUUUACCUCUCAACACUAAGGCAAGGCUGGGGUGGAUGGUGAAUUUGUUUAUACCGAGCUCAGUGGAAGAGACCCCAACGACUUCACAGCCUGAGCUAGAGCAGGAGCUUGACGGAUGAAAAUUUGCGGCACUGAUGCCAGUGGAGACACUGCCAGCUAUUUCGGUGGCUGUGGAGCUGACCUCUGACUCUGCACUGUGUGCGAUCCUGCAUUGCAGCUAUGUGCAUUAAAAACAUUGAAAUGCUGAUCAAGGGACUGUGAUACUAAUGUCAGUAUACCUUAGGCAACCAGUUAAUGAUAAAUGCUUUUAUGUGUUGUAGUUCUUAAUUUUACAAGGCUUUGGGACCUUGUUAAAUUUGCUUUAAAUGCUACACUUCAGUACACAGUCGGGAAAAUGACUGUCAGUGCUUACCUGUACUCCAGUACCUGAGCCAUAUGUCAUGUAUGACCCUUCUGUGUGGAUGUGGGGAGGGUUAAAGCAAAAAGACUUUGCCAUUAGAAAAAACAGAGAUCCUAAUACCAAUUGUACAACUGUAUCCAUUCUCCAUGUCUUUGGGUUUGUUUUUUUGUUUUAUUUUGUUGUGUUUUUUUUUGUUUUGUUUUGUUUUGUUUUUUUUUACCCUUUUUUGAAGUAUAUUACCCAGUAGUCUGUGAAAUGGGUAGCUUUAGAGUAAAAAGAAAUGUCAACACUAAAGGAAGUCCUCGAACGGGAAAAGCCAGUAACUACUUGACUAGGUAUAAGGCCUCUCCUAGGUAUACAUUUUUAGAAAACUAAGCAUGUGCAGGAGUGAUUUUUAUUUGUUUCUCUCAGUCGUGUCUUGUCAAACAGCUGUAUUUUAAGAGUUGUGUUUUUUUUUUUCUCCUUCAAUUAUAAAUAUCAUAAUGCACAAGCAAAAAAGUUUAGGGCAUAAGCCUAAAAAUGCCAUCUGCAAUAUAUGGUACAGCAAAACGAUGUUUAAAUCAAGAAAACCCUCCCUAGAAAUUGUUUCAAGGUUAAGGAGUGAUUCCUGUGGAACUUCUGAAGAUGUCCAGUCAGUUUCCAUCAUACCUGGUUUGCAGUGACAGAUGAUUUUAAAGGAAAUUAACUUUUGUUGUCAUAAAAUACAUGCACACACACAUAUAUAUACACAUGCUCACAUACAAUUUUUUUUUUCUAUUUGCUCUUAUGGCUUUAAGUUUCACAUUGCAAAAGACAGUGAGACAAAGACCAAAGACUUAUAGAAAUUAAUCCCUUCUCUAGUUGCCCUCAUGCCUGAAAUGCAUUAACUUUAAUGGUGCUUUUUGGAACUGGCCAGGAAAAAUACAGAUUUAUUGCAUAGCUGCAUUUGAGAGAAUACAGUGACAGGAAAGGAAAUAACGUGAAGUUCUGUAAAUGUACGCAGAGGGUAAGGUUACCUGAAAACUGAAACAUGCAGAAAUAACCAAAAAAUUAAAAGACGUCCUCCAAGGCUGAAAGUAUAAAUAAACUGAGGAAAUGUUACUGACUGUGCACAUCCCUGCACUUGAGCAUAAACCGAUGAGGGAUGCUGGUAGUUUUUGGCAGAGGGGCUUUGUGGAUUUCUUAAGGGCAGGCAGGCAUGGGGCUCUUGGGCUCUGUUUCAGGGAGGACAUGAACGAGAGAAGGAUGGCUCCUGUAAAGGCAUCUGAAUCUUCAGUCUUAAGAAUUCUUAAUACCCUGCUUGGUGAAGAAGAAUAACUGCGCUGUAAUGAUUUAAUGAUUUCAUUUUAAAGUGCAUGUAGUAAAAAUAAGAAAGUUAGGAGCUGUUUUUUUUGUGUGUUUUCCUUUUUUUUUUUUUCUGUUUUUUUGUGUGUGGGUUUGGUUUGGUUUGUUUUUUUUGUUUUUAACAGCUGACAUUUUAAAUUUGGAAAUGUCAUCAUCCAGAAAUCACCUGAAAUCACCUGAGCAGAUGCAGGGAGCAUUCCUGUCAAGCUCUGGCAAUCAGGAGAUUGGUGUUUUUCAAAUCUGAACACAGCAGCUUCUUUAUUCUCAUUGCUGUUGUUGUUGAGGAAUGCAAUCACAGUAACAUUUCCGUUUUCCCCAUUUUAAGCUUUUUCAUCAGUUCUGAAAUUGCUGUGUAAUGUUUUGGUAGCCAGUGUUGUGCCACACACACGGGGCUAUGUUCAGGUGGCUGCAGUCCCCAAAUGCCAUCUCAGCUUCUCGUGCCUCCAAAGACCAAAAUCAGCUAGCAUCAAGCAUGAAGCAGUAACACUAAGGUGAAAUUUGGGCCUUUUGGGUAAAUUCUCCAUGGCAGUUGCAGUGUUUUCACAGCUGAUGUAGCCAAGUUUAUAGCUGUGAUUGGAGCAGGGUUAAACACUGAUGUGGCGCUGAUGAGAUUAUUCAAGCAGGAGCGGAGUAAAUUAAAGAAGGCAGGUAGGAGGGAGAGGGAAGAAAUGGCAAGAGACAUCACCCUAAUCACGGUAAUGCAGCAAACUUUUGUCUGUUUACACUAUUAUACUUUAAAUUAAUAACAUCCAUUUUUACUAAAUAUGGUAGCAAUCAUGUUUGAUCUUUCCUGGUGCACAGUGGAAUUGCUGUCACUGAAAGCACUUACAGCCUGGGCUGGUUAAGAUUGCUAGGGUGUUGUUUCCGUCCACAAUAACCACAAUGGCUUGGGGCUUGGAUGGAAAUUAUAGUGAAUAGCUUGUAUUUAGAAAGCUUUUAAAUCUACUGUGGUUGAGAAGCACAUGAUUAUGCACAUACAGCCCUGAGGCUUUAUCAUUUAAAACUCUCUUGUCCUGCCACUUGAAUUGCAUUGUGCCCUUGUGAAAAGUGACACACUUUCUUUAUGCAGGAAAACGUGGAUAUUUAAAGCUGCAGGAUUUUUUUCCAAAGCGAACAAGAAAAUAUAACCAUAGCGUACCAUUGAGACUUCCCAUCCAAGUCACUUUAAACUAGAGAUGUGAGUCCCUUAAAAAUUAAUUUGCUACAAGUGUAAUUCCUGCGGGAAAGUCAGCCCUGGUGUCACUUCCAGGAAAUGUCUCACCUUCUCGACGUCUGUGGUGGCUGGGAUCUUCUGCCACUGGUAAAUCAGUAGCAGUGGGCUGCCUGGUCAGACAAAGCCACAUUUCCUUUGGGGCCACUCAUCUCCAUGGAGAGGGUGAGUUUUGUUAGUUUUUAACCAGUACUUAAAAGUAGGAAGGAUGUGUCCGCUGCGAAGCAAUAUGUAGUUUGUCAAAUCUUCCUGCCUGCAAAAGAAAAUGUCAGAAAGAAAAAAUUGUGCAAAAGUGUUGCAUUUACAUUGUUUCCUGCUCCCAAAUGCUUUAGAUAAAAAUAUGCAGCCUUAGUAAAAAGGUCUUUUUUUUUUUUUUUCAAAGAUUAAAAGGACACGUUGGAGCCUUUCAUCAGGUCCAUCCCAAAUGGAAAGUCUCACUAUUUCUAACACUUUCACCAUGACAGGAAUAGGCCCAUUGCAAAGCAUAGGUCAUGCGCAUCUUUGCAUGUAGCAAGAAUUUAGAAUUGCAUUGUACUUUCACAUUUUUGCCCCAUUUGAAAGGCUUAACCACUGAUAGGAAAUAAAGCUUUCUGAAGCCUGCCUACAGCUAAAUGCGUUACCACUUUCUAAAGCAAUGUAGUUUCUUUGUUCUUUUAAAGAUUUCCUCAUAACGGAGUCCUUGAAACAUCUUGAGGCAGGCUUACGCUGGAGAGCAGAAGAAUAAUUAUUUGUGGGCGGUUCUAUUUUUACCAAAGGCUGGAUUAUAGUUGAAAAAUGUUGCUGUUAGAGUUUCUCCCACACUUACUUAGCUGCAAACACCACCACCCCCAACACUACGGCAAGAUUUCUCCCAGGAUAGCUGCCUGCAGAGCAGGGAGCUAGCUGCUCCACUAAGCAAGAGCCUGCUAAUUUUGUCUUCAUUUGGGUCCUCCUCUGGGUUUGUGCACUCACUACCAGUGCUAUAUUUGAUCUAGCAGCUAAUGAAACACUUUGGCGAUGCUAAUGAUUUUACAGAUGGAUGUGUACAUGCAGUCUAAGUGGUAUAAAUUAUGGUGGUGGUUAUUGGUUGCUGUAUUAACAAGGCCUUGAUCACCUUGAAGGCAUCCAGGGGAUGCCCCCGGUACGAUGCCUGCCCUCAGGCAGCCUGUGAGGUAGGGAGGCUGGAGGCUGGCAUUGCCCUUUCUCGUUGAUCUCCGUCCCAUUGCCAGGUCCUCUGCACUAGAAACAGCAGCAAGGAACGGUGCCUGCCUUGCAAGGCUGGGCUGGAGCAGUACAGCAGCUUGCACAGGACAGGCACUUGACUCUGUGGCUGGGGUAAAUCAGGAUGGGGCUCCGUUUAACUCACUGGUAGCCUAUACCAUCUGAGGGUUUCACCCUGAAGGUUUGAGUACGCUGUCUAAACCACCAUGAUCCAUGCUCCAGCCAGAUUAUUUCAUGGGCAGUACGUGCAUGGGCAGUACGUGCAUGGGCAGUACGUGCAUGGGCAGUACGUGCAGCAGGCGGUCUUGCCAGGGCUCUGGGGCUCUGCUGCUCCCAUGCACGUUAGGUCAGGGCUGCACUGUGUGCGGAGUGGCUUCCGCAGAGCAGGCGCUGCUGGAGGAAUUUGCUUUCUUGUCCCCUCCUGUGGGUAAUCAGAGAGAGCACAGAAGUUAGGAGUAACAAAUCCUGCCCUUGCUCAGCAGAGUGAGAGCACACCAGAAGCCUCAUAAAGAGCAGAUCUGAGCAAUUAUCACACCCUAUGUUUAUCAAAGAAGGGCUCGGCUGAUAGCACUCACACCCAGAUUUCUCCCUAGAUCAGAGCUUUUCCUGAGCCAUGAGCCAGAUCUCGGUCUGGAUCUGCACUGUGCAGUACUCUGGGUGCAGGGAAGGGAUUGACCUGCUGGAUCUGACUCAGAUCCGUUUGAUUUUUUUUUAUUUUUUGCCCACCCCUUAUCGAAUUAGUUUCCUUGUGCACGAAUGCCAAUAGAGUUGCUGAUAUUAACCCAACACAUGCUCCGCGUAAUUAGACCCAGCAGCAGAACAACAUUCAGUGUGAGUUGAAGCAAAUCCCCAUUCAUCUACAACAGUAGCAUAAAGGCAUGACCCAUAUGCUAUGGCAGUUUUCAUCUGUGAUGGUUAAAAUACCUUGUCUGACCUCUACUCUGAUAACCACCAAUGACCUUGAUAUUGUAAACAGGACAAAAUGAAUUUAAAGUCUUAUCAUAGUUCUCAUUAAGAAAUUCAGAUUGGUUUGGCUUUUUUCUUUUUAAUUUAUGUAUGUGUGUGGUUGUGUGGGAAAAUAUAAAGCUUUUUUGUAUCAAAUAACAUCAAUCCUUGCACACUCUAUGCAAAAUUUUGUAAGCAUUGCAAUAAUGCUAUGAAUUACACAAGGAACUAUUUUAACUUUAUUACACUUUCUGUAUAAAAAAAUUUGUAUUUAAAUGAUUUCAACUGCAAUCUUGUAAAAUAUAUUAAUAAAAUAAUGAUUGUUAAGAAGGAAA
Molecule: messenger RNA, 10139 nt
Organism: Cygnus olor (mute swan)
Lineage: Eukaryota; Metazoa; Chordata; Aves; Anseriformes; Anatidae
Gene: SGCD
Product: sarcoglycan delta
Exons: 10
Coding region: 348-1226 (292 amino acids)
Biological process (GO): heart contraction; cardiac muscle tissue development
Cellular component (GO): sarcolemma; sarcoglycan complex
Source: RefSeq, a predicted model, not a curated record